Molecule: messenger RNA, 1216 nt
Organism: Xenopus tropicalis (tropical clawed frog)
Lineage: Eukaryota; Metazoa; Chordata; Amphibia; Anura; Pipidae
Gene: calml4
Product: calmodulin like 4
Cellular component (GO): microvillus
Molecular function (GO): calcium ion binding
Source: RefSeq, marked provisional
AGAGUUAAUCCUACAGUUGCCCAUUACAAGAAAGGAUUCAACUCAUCUCCUCUCUCUGUGAAGCAGCUGGGAGGCUCCAUUACCUUUACACCAUAAAUAUUUAAUGGGCAGGAAGGUGUAAGAUAACAGCAGUUAAAGGACAGUAAGAGGAACCUGCCGUUCCUGUGACUGGGAUAGGGAGCUUGAAUCCAACCCCGAGCUGCCAUAGCAGCAGGAUAUUUGCUUCUCAGUGUUUCACAUUAUUACUGCGUGGACUUUGCCUCCUGCAGAAAUCAGGAAACAGCAGCUCACUAGAACGAGAUGGCCAAGUUCCUGUCUCAGGAUGCAAUUCAAAAGUUCAAGGAAUGUUUUUCUCUCUAUGAUAAGAAAGGCAAAGGUAAAAUCCCAGCCGGGGAUCUCCUGACUGUCAUGCGAUGCCUCGGCACCUGUCCCACGCCGGGGGAGGUCACACGACACCUGCAGGUCCACAAAAUCGGCAAGGAUGGGGAAGUGGAUUUCUCUACCUUCUUGACAAUCAUGUACCGCCAGCAGAAGCAGGAGGACCCAGAGAAUGAGAUCAUGGUGGCCAUGUUAAUGUCAGACAAGCAGAAGAAAGGAGUCAUCCCACUGAAAGAGCUCAGAGCCAAACUCACUCAAAUGGGGGAGAAGCUCACACCAGAGGAAGUUGAUGAUCUCCUAAAAGGAGUUAAAGUGGGACCAGAUGGGAUGGUGAAGUAUGAAGAGUUUGUAAGGCAGAUCACACUCCCUGUGCCUGACUACUGAACUGCAACAACGCUGAAGAUCCGAAAUGUGUGUGGGACCAGUUUUAGAUCACCAUGUGUUGUUGAGCCCUGCACUCAGCUUCCUGAAUGGAUGUUAAAAUAGCACUCCCAGCUUCCUCAGCCACCCAAAGCUGCACCUAUCAAUAUAAUCUCAAAUAAUACCACUUUACUUUCUCAGCUCAACUGUUAUACUCACCAUCAUUUUCCCACUGUUGCCAGUAAAACACCAAUUGUCAUCACUGAGCUGACAGCUCUAGCCCUGCCUUUUAGUUCUGUCUACUGGAUAGAUCUUAUAGAAGAGGGGAAUUCAGCGCCUUAUAAUAAAGUAAUUACCAGAAAAAGUGCCAUUUGUGUAUUUAAUAUAAAUCUUUAAUAUAGAAUCUGUACAGGUAAUUAUCUCUAAGCUAAACAGGUGUAAUAUAUGCCACCAAUAAAUGAGAGCUGUUAGUGCAGAA